Molecule: messenger RNA, 2751 nt
Organism: Pomacea canaliculata
Lineage: Eukaryota; Metazoa; Mollusca; Gastropoda; Architaenioglossa; Ampullariidae
Product: cytochrome P450 CYP12A2-like
Exons: 11
Coding region: 770-2215 (481 amino acids)
Molecular function (GO): oxidoreductase activity, acting on paired donors, with incorporation or reduction of molecular oxygen; monooxygenase activity; heme binding
Source: RefSeq, a predicted model, not a curated record
ACUGUGGAUAGAACGGACGGGAGGGUUCACCACAAACUUUGUCUAUACACGUCCGUGGGUUCCCACUGGCCACAUGAGUCAUCCACUUGUGUGAUUGUUAGCAGAGCACGCGCCCCGUGAGCCAGCUAUCCAGGGAACGCAUAAUCCGUAGCUGGAUUCCACAAGCAGAGAUCGGGUGGCGAGACUUUAAAAAAAAAAAUUGCUUUUAGCUGGGUUCACUUUCGAGAACCGAUCGAUCAAUGGUUGACAAAGCAGUUUGGCUAGGCUGGGAAUUUCUGGAACUGUGUCACCGCUACGACUGAAAGAAAACAGGCACAUGAGUUCAAAAAGGCCACGAAUCCGGGUGGAUAUUAUGAGGAUCAGGUUACCAUGGACACCCAUCAACGACAGUCUACACAUGACGUCACUAAGAAUCAGCGAUUCUCGCAAAAUCUCGUUGCUCUCAGAUGACCCGUGCAAGGUCUGCAUCUUCCUAGCUGAAAGUUUAUCGAUGUCUGCACCGAAUGAAAUCGUCUAGCGAGGUCAGGAGGUCACGAAGUGGACCGAUCCAAACUGCAUCAUGAGCAGCAGCUCUCAGAGACUCUUGGACAGCGUCAGGAGCAUGUCAAAGGCUGCUCUCCUGGCUGAGGUCAGACGGGGUCACGCGAGCGGCAUGGGCGCUCAGCACGUGCUGCAAUAGAAAAUAUUCGCGAACUGAAAAGACCAGAUUCCUGAGGACAAUUACAGAACGUUGCUCCAUUGGAUCCGGUUCAGUCAGCAAGCAGUCGUCAUGGAUACCGGCUCCUGCAGGUCAGGGUCUUUCAGUCAGCAGGAUGAUGUCGGUGGAACGUCAGAAGCGAGCUGUGAAGCGGUGAAGCCCUUCAAGCCUUUCUCCUCCAUCCCAGGGCCAGGAGGUCUUCGUGCUCUCCCCUACAUCGGUCCUCGCUUCAUGUUCAAACCUUUCGGUAAAUACAAGUUUCCGGAUGACAUGGGCCUCAUGUUCGCCGCCCUCCACGACGACUAUGGACCUGUGGUGCGCAUGCGUGUCAGCAAGGACUGGGUGGUGGUGGUGUCGGAGCUGUCGGACGUGGAGACAGUACUGAAGACGAAGGAGCCGAACCCGUUUCGAGACCCACUGCAGCUGGUGCUGAAGUAUGAACAGCGGAGAGGCAAAGCCUUCCCUGUGUUGCCCACACGGAACAAUGAGGAAUGGCGGAGGCUGCGGUCUCCGAUGAACAAUAAAUUGAACCGACCAGAUUCCCUGGAUCUUUACAUCCCAGCUCAGGAGCGAGCAGCCGCCGACUUUACCAGCAGGCUGUACAACUUCAAGAACUCGCCAGAGAACAUGCAAACUGAGUUCUUUAGAUUCGCAGCCGAGAGUGUCGGGGUAGUCUGCUACAACAGGCGGCUGGGAUUCCUGGAUGAUGACGCAAUUACUAACGCACACAAGCAAAGCCUGCUGACGUCACUGCAGACCGCUGUCGCGUGUGUUGUCGAUGUGCUCUUCGGCAAGCGAGUGAUGUGUCUAUUUAUAGACGACUCCUUUUAUAAAAAAUUCCAUGAAGCUAUGGAUCUCGUUAUCAGCUCCAGUGAGCGCUACAUUGCGGAGGUCAUGGAGGAGUUACAGAAGAAAGAAAGGGAAGGCACUCUGGAUCCCAAUGAACCCAACUUCCUGCUGUCGCUGCUGGCGGAAAAAUCUUUGGAUGAAAAUGAUAUUUUGGGGAUCGUGGUGACGCUGAUGGUGGCUGGAACUGAUUCGGUAGCAUCUUCUCUCCAACUAAUGCUAUACGCCUUGGCCGUUAACCCCGACAAACAGGAGGAGGUGUACCGCGAGAUCGUUCAGGUGAUUGGUCCAUCCGGAAACGUGACUGCAAAGGCGCUGAACAGGAUGCCUUACCUAAAAGCAGCUGUUAAUGAGUCUCUAAGGCUAUACUUUCCAAACGUUAUUGGGGUCAGGAGGAACAUACCGAGCGAUCUUGUACUUGGAGGAUAUCAAGUUCCGAAAGGGACGACUGUGAUUGCCUGCUCUCCACGUGACCGGUAUUACCAUCGAGCCAAGGAAUUCCUCCCGGAGCGCUGGCUGCGGGACAACAGUGGGGCCAGGGAGCAUCCGAUACACUCCCUCGCCUUCCUUCCUUUCGGCUUUGGGGCCAGGAGCUGCAUUGGUCGACGCUUCGCAGAGCAAGAGUUGUAUAUAGCUACGUCAAGGUGUUACAAAAGUACCAUGUCAGAGUAGCAGACGACUACGGAGAGAUGGAGACCUUAUUUGCACCUUUCAGAACUCCCAAGCGACCUGUGCCGUACAUUUUUCAAAAGCGUCAAACGUGACAGACCUGACAGUCGGCUCUUACUAAGCAGCCUGUGACAGUGACGAGAGUGGAUUCAUGUUGUUUAUGUGGAUGACAGUAGAACUAUCUGACAAAACGAUAGGUUGUUCCUCUUUCAUUUUCCCUGCUCUUUCAAAUCAUUACACUUCACCUGUUCGUUCUGUAAUGUAAUAAAAAAACUGAAAGUCGUUGAAAGCACGACCAGAGGUUUUAUCACUAUGUUCACUAUGUCUCAAGAGCAAUAAAUCAGGUGUGUGUUGAAGUGUCUGCGUGAGCGUGCAAGUGUGCGUGGGAAAGUGUCAUGUGCGUUUUAGGAGUGAAAGAGUAGGAUAAUACUUUUCAUAAUGUUAAUGUACAGUGACUGCCAUCUUGAAUGUGUUAUAGCCCAUCACACAAAGGCAAACUUGUUUAACUUGACGAAAUAAAAGCACAGUUGAACUUUGAA